CAGGCGACCGAUUGGUGGUUAAAUGACAUGUACCUGUCUGUGCCUCUGGCUUUACCAAUUAAUAGCAAUCCUGGCCUCGCAGCAAGACCCAAAGCGUUUAGCAAUCAAAAGGAAGCUGCUGUGUUCCUCGCCAGAUUUUUAACAGAGCUGCUUAACUAUCAAGAAGUAUUAGAUAGAUCCGGUUUGGAUAUUGAACAGGUGAAGUCGAAAGAUGGAAAGACUAUGCAACCUCUGUGUAUGGCCCAGCAUUAUCAAAUGUAUCGGAUAUAUCGACGACCAGGAACGAACGGGGACGAACAAGUUAUUCUUGACAGAACUGUAUCGGGGAAUCAUAUCAUAGUUGCUCAUCACAAUCAGUUUUAUAGCGUGCCCGUUAGGGCUCCCGAUCGAGGUCGCAUAACCGAGGACGAACUGGUUCAACAGAUUUUAAAAAUCAUGGGAACUAAAGCUGAUCCUAGAACUCCGCCGGUUGGUAUCCUAACGACGAUGAAGAGACCAGCGUGGGCAAAGGCGAGAGAAGAAUUACUCAAACGUGCGUACGAUUGUGAUUUUCCAGCUUAUCAGUACUAUUCUCUAAUCUCGGUUUCUUUAAUCGUUGUUACUAAAAGAAAAAAAAAAGUGAUAUUGAAUAAUGUCGACCCGAUUGAUUUAUAUGUUCCAUGUCAGUGAAAAAGUGAUAUUGAA
This is a messenger RNA of Frieseomelitta varia, 684 nucleotides long. RefSeq names its product choline O-acetyltransferase-like. Gene Ontology annotation, biological process: neuromuscular synaptic transmission; acetylcholine biosynthetic process. NCBI's taxonomy places the organism in Eukaryota, Metazoa, Arthropoda, Insecta, Hymenoptera, Apidae. The record is from RefSeq and is a predicted model, not a curated record. The coding region runs from base 28 to 669 and encodes 213 amino acids. The transcript is spliced from 3 exons. Gene Ontology annotation, cellular component: neuron projection; cytoplasm. Gene Ontology annotation, molecular function: choline O-acetyltransferase activity.